AUGAUGCGAGAUAUGGCACAGACCUACAGUUCGGGAUUGGUGAACGGGUCAGAGGACAGUGGUUAUCCUGCAAUGGACCUCGGAGGGAAACUUAUCAUCAAGGUCCAGCUUUGUGAUGAUAUACGAGUGAUCCCUAUUCAUAAUGAGGAUAUUACAUACGAUGAACUGGUGUUGAUGAUGCAGCGGGUGUUCAAAGGACAACUCUCACCAGAGGAUGAAGUUUCCAUUAAAUACAAGGAUGAUGAUGGAGACCUCGUGACAGUGUUUGAUAGCAGUGAUCUGGCAUUUGCCAUAUCAUGCAGCAGAAUCCUUAAGCUGCGCCUUUUGGUUAAGCCAAAGGCUCGGCCAUUGGACAGCAGUGAUCUUCAUUUGAUGCGGAAGAAGUUGGAGGAGAUGCAGGCCAACAUUGCUGACAUGCUUGAUCGCAUCAAUCUCACUGAAGUUCCUGAGCCAAAACCUCAUGGGGACAAGAAGAUGGUUUCUACUUCAAGUGAAGGAGAUGUAAAGCAAAUUGUACAGCCCAAGGAAUUUGAUCCCCUGGAUAACAGUUCCCCUCGCCACUCUGCUUUGAAAGUUGAGAGUGGAACAGGAGUCAUGGGUGGAAGUAGUGGGAUGAUGCGACCUGGGAGUGUUCAGCAGCAGCAGCAGCAGCCAGGUCCUUAUGCUAUGGUGCAGCAACCAACAUCCUACUCCCAUGUCUACCAUCCUCCAUCAUCUGUUCCUCAGCAUUCCUCUCAAACAGGGGUGAUGCUUGGGCAAGUAGGAUCAUCUGCUGGCCUAGGGCCAUCCUAUCCAUCUUAUGCAGGAGCUCCAGCUACAGUUCAAACAGCUGUUCCAACAUCUUCUGCUGUAUCUCAGGCUGGAUAUGCUCCAGUUUCUCAGCACCAAGCUACAUAUCCUGGUUCUCCUUCGACAUACAUGGGUGGGAUGCAGGGACAAGCAGGAGGCACUGGGAGCUAUGCUGCAGCUGGACCCCCUCCCACUUCUGGAUUCCAACCUCCUCUUAAUCCUUAUAGUCGAACUACUGCUCCUCCUCCAUCAACCCAAAUAACCCAGCAUGUGAAGGAUAGAGAUCUUGUGAGUAGCCUGACUGAUGAAUUCAAAAGAAAAGAAACAGAUGAGGAACGGAUUCAUUUGCUAUGGGACCUGGAGCCAGUGCAAGGAUUCCAGUGCCCGACUCCAACAGAGACAAAAAGUCUCUGUAUGGCAGAAAGAAGCCGCUUGAAUGGAAAUGAAUUCUACAAGAAGAAAGACCUCAAGAUUGCCUUUCACUGUUAUUCUGAUUGCAUCCGCUAUGCACUCCCUGGAACUCCUCUUCUUGCCACUGCCUUUGCCAACAGGUCAGCAGUCUCUUAUGAACUUGGGGAAUACAGAGAAUGCUUGGUGGACCUGGAAAGAAGUUUCAAGAUAGAACCCAAAGGUGGUCUGCUGGAUCGCAAAAUCCGCUGCCUUGUCUCUCUUGGCCAGGCAUCUCAAUGCUUAGCCUUGAUGAAUGAUUUGGAAAAAAUGGGCCAUCCAUCAGAUCGUUUGAAACUACUCCGCCAAGUCAUCACAGAUGCUUCUGGAGAGAAGAAAUUUGAAGGAGAAAGGGGAGAAGCUAUGAGCAUUCCCAGAUUGAAUUCUGAGGAAAGAAAUACACAUUUCCCUGCUCUCUCUGGUGCCCUCCAGUUCCAGGAGUCUGUUGAGAAAGGAAGGCAUUUUGUGGCUGCUCGUCACAUCUUACCUGGAGAGGUGGUGGCAGUGGAGAAGGGUUAUGCCUCAGUAGUAGUUCCAUCUGCAUGGCUCACUCAUUGCCAUUUCUGCUUCAAGUCACCCCGUCUCCCUGUGCCCUGUGAAAACUGCCCCCAUGUGGUGUAUUGCAGUGAAUCAUGUCGAGAGAUGGCAUUCCCCUUUCAUCAUAAUGAGUGUCAUUGCUUGGAAAUCUUCAAAGAUCCAGAGAUUGGGUCCAUUGGUUUCCUUGCAGCACGCAUCAUCACUUCCUCUCCUGUUGAGACUCUGGAGACUGGGAGCCAAACUAUAAAAAGCUCAGCUUUUUAUGACCCUUUGGAUUACUAUAACAUCUACCACUUGGUUGGUCACUCCACUUCAAGAAGCCCAUCUGAUCUUUUCAUGAGAACCCUGAAGGCCAUCUACAUUGUCAAAUGUCUCAAGAAGGAAUCCAGUUUCCUUGCAUCCCUGGUCCUCAUGCACUUGCAGAAUCUCCCUUGUAAUGCACAUGAGGUUUCCAUGUUGAAUCUCAAUUCAGCCACAUUUGCAUCAGUAGAAAUAGGCAGCGUGGCAUAUGCCACACUAAGCCUCUUUAAUCAUAGUUGUGACCCAAAUGUGGUGCGUCAUUCAUAUGGGGAAAUAUGUGUUGUUCGCUCCAUUCGAACCAUUAGAGCUGGAGAGGAGAUCCUUGACAAUUAUGGCUAUCAUUAUGCCAUCAUGCCCAAAAAUGAAAGACAAUCUCAUCUCACUUCCCAGUACUUUUUUGAUUGUCAUUGUCAUGCCUGUGUGGAAAAUUGGCCAUUGUUUGCUUCAAUUCCAGAUAAAAUUGCCUUCAAGUGUCCCUCCUGUCAGAAGGAAUGCAAUCAUGUUGAUAAAAGCAGCCUCUCUGUUGAAUGGUCAGAAAUGUUCCACAGCUGCUCAGAGAUUCAGGAGAGGCUCUCAUCUUGUGUUGGGAAGGCAGAGGGCUCUGAUGCAUUCAAACUUGAGAAAUGUUUACAUUUCAUGGAUUUGCAUACAGAAAGACCUCAUGUGAAUUACAACCGGUUUCAGGAGACUCUGAAAUAUGUGUAUUCCCUCCAUGCAAAUGGACACAAACUUAUCCUGAAGCUGACUAAGACACCAAACGAGAUCUAUUGCCUUAGUAAAUCAGAGUAA
Messenger RNA from Darwinula stevensoni, 2862 nucleotides. The record is from the annotation of a GenBank genome assembly. NCBI's taxonomy places the organism in Eukaryota, Metazoa, Arthropoda, Ostracoda, Podocopida, Darwinulidae.